AUUCAUUACGCGCGCAUGCCAUUCCGUGGCUGCUGUGCGCUCUGGUAUAUCGUAAAGCCUCCUGGAUCGUGAGUUUGCCUCUCUUUCUGCCUCCGCGUAUUAGUGUCGUUGAUCUGCAAUGUCUAAACAACCGCAACCAACUUAUGUGUAACCGACCCCACGAGCGCUCCACUACUGUUGAGCUUCAGGACGGAGCUCCACCGGAGUACACCAUACACCACAGCACCGUACGCCGUAGAGAUCCCGCGAGGCGUGGCUGUGCGCAGGAAGCAUCAUGUCGCUCAAGCAAGAGAUAGAGACAUGGGUGUCUGCGCUGGCAGCGUACGACAACAACGAGUUCGACAAUGCCAUCAAGUGCUUCGAGCAGAUCUCGGACACCUCUAAGAUCCUCUUCAAUUGUGGCGUCAUCCACGCUACCUUGGGAGAGCAUGCAAGAGCCGUGGAGUGUUACCAGCGCGCGGUACAGCUCGACCAGUACCUCGCGAUUGCCUACUUCCAGCAAGGAGUGAGCAACUUCCUCAUGGGCGACUUCGAGGAAGCGCUUGCCAACUUCAACGACACCCUACUGUACCUCCGCGGCAACAACAACAUCGACUACGAGCAACUCGGCUUGAAGUUCAAGCUAUACUCAUGCGAAGUGCUGUUCAACCGCGGGCUAUGCUACAUCUAUCUACAACAGAAAGAAGCUGGAAUGCAGGACCUCAUAUUCGCGACUCGGGAGAAGACAGUACCAGAUCACGAUGUGAUAGAUGAGGCAAUACGCGAGCAGGCUGAAGGAUACACUGUGUUCUCCAUUCCAGUGGGCAUAGUGUACCGACCAAACGAGGCGAAGGUGAAGAACUUGAAGGCGAAGGACUACCUCGGCAGAGCAAGACUGGUGGCAGCGCAAGAAUAUCAGAACUCUGACCCUCGACGGGCUGCAGCAUUGGCAGCCGCGGGUGUGGACGACAGGCCAACUGACAAGCUGUCUUAUGCUGCACUCAAUCUUGUCAGACCGGAUCUUCGAAGUCGCGGACAUAGACAGCAGUCCGAGCCUCCGCUCCGCAGAGAUGUGUUCCCACCUACACCGCCACCAGAGAUCGAGCGACCGGACUCCGCACAUGGAAGCCACCAUCGACGGAAGUCCACUGAAAGUACCAGCUCCGAGCGAUCAAAUCUACAGGCCGCACGACCUGCAGCCAAGGCACUGCGUCUCGAGCUAGGCGUGGCAGCCUUCGAGCAGCAGAAGUCACCCGACAAGCAACGCUCCGCGCCCAGGCGGGCAGAGUCAGAACGUCCUCCUAUGCGACGAGAGUACUCCGGCGCAUCGAAUCGAAGCAGCGACAGCAGACGGCGAGAAUACGAACAGCGAUCAAGUCAUCGAGACAUCCCGGAAGUGCGGAUAGAGGAAGACCCGAUUGCAGCUUACAGCGAGCAAGUCAUGCAGCAACAAGCGUCCUCACAUCAGCGCACAAGAUCCAGUGUCCAACGAAAUCAACCAGUACCCAUUGCGGAGGUAGAAGAAGAUGACCAAUACUCCCAAGCGGAAUCUCCAUUGGCAUUUGAAAUCAUCCCGCCAAGGUCGAUGCAUCAGCGACAUAAAUCCCAGUCUCAGCGGGCGCCGGAGCUGAGAAAGAUACGCAUCAAAGUACAUGCGGAGGACAUGAGAUAUGUGAUGACCACCCCGACUGUCACGUUUACGGAGCUUUCGGGUCAAAUACAGAAGAAGUUUGGAUUCCAAGCCACGUUCAAGCUGAAGAUGAAGGACGAAGAAGGCGACCUUGUCACCAUGGCAGACGACGAUGAUCUAGAAAUGGCGAUUACUAUAUGCCGAGCCGCGGCUGCCAAGGACAAAGUCGACAUGGGCAAGAUGGAGCUCUUCGUGCAAGAGACGAUAUGAUGGAAAACGAUGUACCCGGCAGAGUCUACUAAUGCUCAGAGAUUCUCUUGUUUCCUUUUCUACCGAUCAGCAUCGAUGGCAUCUACGAUGUACUAUACCGUUUAGCAUUUUACGACAGCAUUUGAUUGAAGCAUCAUGAUCUUCCUCGAUUGUUUGCGAUGUCCACCUCAGCUAUGUGUUUCAUCUCAUGCCCGUCGACGUAGGAGGAAGAGGGUCGAAACUUGACAGAGUGGACAUCCCUAUAUUUUCCUGGCAUGAACCUGGCAUGACAUGUCGUUCGGACGACGCGACAUACCGCCAACAUCGCCAAGGGUCGAGGCUCAGUAUGAUGACAUAGAAAACAGGUGAUGGAUAUAUCCCACAAUGCGUGCGCAGUUUCCUUGGCGGCCAAGCGUUACUUCCAAGGCAGGCGGCCGCGCAAGAGAUUCGACAACACCUUUACCUGGCAGCGACGGAUCAGGAAUCGAUCUUGACGUGGUAUGGUUGCGUUGUGCGAUCGAUGUCCUGUGCUCGCCAUGAGGGCUUCACCAGUCUGGCUGUCAUCGAUACGGCAAGAAGUGGCCGCAGGGU
Messenger RNA from Cercospora beticola, 2449 nucleotides. RefSeq lists its product as uncharacterized. Gene Ontology annotation, molecular function: protein binding. The record is from RefSeq and is a predicted model, not a curated record. Lineage: Eukaryota; Fungi; Ascomycota; Dothideomycetes; Mycosphaerellales; Mycosphaerellaceae.